Scaptodrosophila lebanonensis is the source of this 812-nucleotide messenger RNA. RefSeq lists its product as uncharacterized. NCBI's taxonomy places the organism in Eukaryota, Metazoa, Arthropoda, Insecta, Diptera, Drosophilidae. Bases 152 to 742 code for a protein of 196 amino acids. The record is from RefSeq and is a predicted model, not a curated record. The transcript is spliced from 4 exons.
UGGUGUUUACUUUUUGGUAUUGUUCCUAUUGUUUUUAAUUCUUCGAGCGUUUCGGCAGAAAGGUGACAUAAAAACAAAAUUAUACGCUUACGAAAUGUGCAUAGCAGGUUGCCAUCAAACAAUUUGAAAUCAAUAGCACGUAGUCACUAAAAUGAACCAAAGGAAUUAUGAAUCCGACGCAGACAUAGCUUCUGAUCAGAAUGGCAGAUCGUUUUGGACCAAUGACUCCGGUGGAUUAUCAAUCAACCCGGAAGCACUGCUGGAUGUCGCUGUUGAGGCAUUUAAUAAGCUCUGGCUGCAAGUGCGACGUAUUAUAAAUUUUGCCAUGUACGAUUUGGGCGGAUAUGAAGCCUUCGAUGCAAUUGUCUUGUGGUGCGUGCGUAAUCCCCACAAAGCUAUCUGUGCCUUGGCCGCGCUUUUCGUUUUCAUUCUACCUUUUCUAAUCAUAGUUGGUUUCGGAAUUGCUGCUAUGGUGUUGACAUUUGCUGGGAUUUUAGUACUCGAAGGAACUCUUCUUACGAUUGCGACCAUUAUGUUCUUUGCUUGUUUGGGUGGAUUGGCCGUUGUUGUUGUGUUGUUAACUGCUUCCGCUGUUGCUGCAUAUUUUGGUGCUUCGCAGCUCUUUGGUGGAAUGGAACGUAAUCAAGAUACUUUAUUGAAGUUUAUGGAAAAGCAACGCAGAAUUGCCUCUGCAGCCCGAGGAGGAAAUGGCGCGCACAAUGUCGCCUCAUCGCAUACUUAGUAUAAGAGCUAUGAAACCAAGACUGUGAAGUGAAUAAUCUCAAAAUAUACAUAUUUGUAUUCCAAAGUAA